UUAAGCCCUAACUCCUGCACUGAAGCGGGGGAGUUUUCACCAACAAAUGCGUGUCGCGCGCAGUGUGCUAUGCCGCUUCUUCUUCCCGCAGCGCCAUGAAGUGCGAUCGCUCCCCGUCACCGCACGCGACGCCACUCGCCUCUUUAAAUGCUUCUCCGCGGAGCACCCUAUCCUAAACCCCUCCGCCGCCUCCCCCUUCCCCUCCUCCUCUCCUCCUCCUCCUCCUCCUCCUCCUCCGCCGCGGCGGCGCCGCCGCCGCACCCCGCCGAGCUCUGGAUCGCCAAAGCCCUAGCCACCGCCUUCGUCCUCUCCCCAUCGGCGCGCCUCGGCCCGUUCGGGCCCCUCCUCCUCACCCCCCUCGCCGCGUCCGAGGCCCUCCGCCGCCUCCCCACCGCGGACUCAGCCCUAGCCCUCUUCGAGCUCGCGCGCUCCGCCCUCGGGGUCGCCCACUCGCCCGACGCCUACCGGUUCCUCGUCGGCCUACUCUGCCGAUCGGGGCUCCACGGCGAUGCCCUGAAGGUGUUCGACGAAAUGGCGAGCCACGGCCAUUCCCCCGACGCGUCCUUUCUCGCUUUCGUAGCCAAUUCCUGCGCUGAAGCCGGUCUCCUUGAUCCUUGUAUUCGAUUGCUCAACAGAGCUUCGGAGUUCAAUUCCCGGCUAGAACCUUAUACUGUUAACAAGGUGAUGAGUCUUUUGAUAGCAAGGAACCGAAUCCAAGAUGCUGUCUUUCUGUUCAGCGAGCAGUUAAAUUCGCAGCUUUUCAUGCCGGAUGCAUGGAGCUUUAAUAUAGUCAUAAAGGGUCUUUGUAGAAUAGGAGAUAUUAAGGGGGCAUUUGAGCUCUUCGAAAAAAUGAGCUCUUUUAGGUGCUCGCCGGAUACGGUUACCCAUAAUAUCCUCGUUGAUGGGUUGUGUAGAGCUGAGCAGGUAGAUAGGGGGCAUGAAAUGUUGCAGCGGAUUCGGAUGGAUGGCACUUGCAUGCCGAAUGUCGUGACGUACACUUCGGUUAUUUCUGGCUAUUGCAAGAUGGGUAGGAUGGAGGAAGCAUUUAGGGUUUUCAAUGACAUGAUUGGUUUAGGGAUAAAGCCCAGUAGGGUAACGUACAAUGUGCUUAUUGAUGGCUAUGGUAAAGCAGGCGACAUGCCGUCGGCUGCUUCGGUGUAUGAGAGGAUGGCUCUUUGCGGGUGUCCUCCUGAUGUUGUGACGAUUACUUCUUUGAUCGAUGGGCACUGUCGAAAUGGGCAGCUGGAUGAUGCAUUGAAGCUCUGGAAUGAGAUGGGUCAGCGAGAGCUUCGGCCAAAUAUAUACACCUUUGCCACCAUGAUAAAUUUCCUGUGCAAGAAGAAUAGACUAGGCGAGGCCCAGGUUCUUUUAAAGGAACUGAAUGAGAGGACUGAUAUAAUACCGCGUGCUUUUGUGUACAAUCCCAUAAUCGAUGGGCUUUGCAAGGUGGGAAAUGUGGAUGAGGCAAAUUCUAUAAUGCUUGAAAUGGAAAGAAAGAAAUGCUUCCCUGACAAGUACACGUAUACGAUAUUGAUCAUUGGACAUUGCAUGAAGGGAAGAAUUUCGGAAGCCAUCGCCAUUUUUGAGAAGAUGGUGGCUACCGGCUGUGCGCAUGAUGGUGUGACGAUUAGUUGUUUGGUUACUUGUCUUUUGAAGGCUGGAAUGCCUAAUAAGGUGGAAAGCAUAAUGCUUAUUGCAUCCGGAAGCAGUCCAAGAUUGGAUACAUCAUCUGUGCAGGACAGUCCAUUGUCUGUGAGAAAAAGCGCAGAUAUUUCAGUGGCUGUAUAACUGGUGAGUGCUUUUCCUGUGGAAAGUGAGAGGGCGUUUGCCUUAUAAAGUGUACCAUACUGGGGCAUCCCAGCACCAAGAUGAAGGGUGAGAGUUCGACUGACAUAUCACUGGUCACAAUCACAAUUUUGGGCCCCUGAGUAACUAGGGAGUUCAGAGAAUUUGUUCAAGCAAGGUGCACUGAGUAUGUAACAUUAUUCACUUCUCUCUUAAUCAGUGCCACUCACAGGUUAAUGUCAUGAGUUGCCAUUAUUUUCUUCGACUGUCGCAUAACUUUUCUUGGACAUUUAGCGGCCAAUUUUGAUAGUUUGAUAAGAACGUGACCUGCAAAUUGGUCAUUCAUUUCCAAAUUUGUUUGUUCAUGUUGUCUUUCAAAUCGAUAUAUUUUAUUCUUCAAUGUCAUAGUUUGGGCUAUGUAGUUCCUUCUUGUGACAUAUAUCAUACAUGACACAUCAUACAUGUUAAAUAAGGAUUCUCAUAUGAUGAGGGAAAGAAUCUUCACUUUGUUGGUGCCCGGGUGUCAGGGAGAAGCCAGCCUCUAAAAGAUAGUUGAGCAUUAAAAAUUUUACGAAGCUAGACAUAUAUUGGAGUUCUGUGGCGAAACAACAUUGAUGUUUCCACUGACGAAAAGACUGGGCCUGGAAUUGUCAUAUGGACAAGUAGCAAAGUUUCACUGGUUUGUUUAAGUCAGAAGCUGUCGAAACGUGAUCGGGAGCGAACGAUUUGUUGGUGAAGAUUAGAUGAAUGAGAAAAACCCAUUAAAUGCUUCUCGCUCGCUGAAGAGUUAUGUGCCAUGGAAAUAAGGUUCACCGCAUUAUUGUCUUCAAUCCAUCGCAACCCGUAUUGUAAUUUUGAUCUAUGUUUCAGAGGCUUAUUUCGCUGGGUAAUUUCCUGCAACUGUUCUUGGUUCGGCAUAUGGUAUUAAGUCGGUUUUUUUUUUUUUUUUUUUUUUUGCGGAGAUAUGAAAAUUUUGAUGGCACCUGUGUAGCUGAUGAGGAUUACAUGUUCAAGUUUCUCUGAAGCUUUUUUAUUUGAGAUACUUUUGGAACAAAAUUAGAUAAAUGCAGCAUUCUUUGGUCUUC
Messenger RNA from Ananas comosus (pineapple), 2870 nucleotides. RefSeq names its product pentatricopeptide repeat-containing protein At2g06000-like. Lineage: Eukaryota; Viridiplantae; Streptophyta; Magnoliopsida; Poales; Bromeliaceae. Gene Ontology annotation, molecular function: protein binding. The transcript is spliced from 3 exons. The record is from RefSeq and is a predicted model, not a curated record. Bases 148 to 1788 code for a protein of 546 amino acids.